AUGUUUUGUCCGGUGGCUUUAUGUGAAUGAGAGAGAAGCUGCCCAGUGAAAAGUUACCACAGCAGGACAGUGCGCUUCCUCACUUUGACACCAUAUGCCCUCAGACUCUACCAUGGAUUCCUGCCUUCGCGCGCUUUGCAUGACUUUUUUCCUCGCAUCGUUCCCCCGGAGGUCAGGUGCAAUCGGCCCGGUAAUCAAAUGCGAACCAUGUGACGCUGGAGCGCGUCUUUUGUGCAAACCUCUACCAAAGGACUGCACCGAGAAAGUCCGCGAACCGGGCUGCGGCUGCUGCUUCACUUGCGCGCUGAGCUUCGGCCAGCCGUGCGGUGUGUACACCGGGAGAUGUGGCUCCGGGCUGACAUGUCAGCAUCAGCCCGGCGAGACAAAACCUCUGCAGGCUCUGCUGGAGGGAAGGGGGAUUUGUGCAAACGCUACUAAUAAACGACCCAUCGUCAGACCAACACCUCCAGUCAACGAACUUCCAGAGACUAUUGAGACUCAGGAUGAGGAGAGGAAUUUCACCAGCUCAGGCCCCCAACCUGCAUACAGCACCCACAGACCAACAGGACCCUUAAGACCUCCACUUCACCCUCUGUUCCCCCCUGCCAAGUCAGAUGUCCUCAGACGGGAGCAGCAGAAGAGAACCCUAAGCUUUAAGAUGGAGGAGCUCCCGGGACCACUCAUCACAGACCAACAAAAUUUCUCUCUGGAGACCAAACAGGAGCCUGAGUAUGGUCCCUGUCGGAGAGAGAUUGAGGGCAUCCUCAGUAGCCUCAAGAUUACAGACAUUCUUAACCCCAGAGGUUUCAGGAUACCAAACUGUGACAAGAAGGGCUUCUAUAAGAAAAAGCAGUGCCGUCCAUCCAAAGGCAGAAAGCGAGGCUUCUGUUGGUGUGUGGACAAAUAUGGGCAGCCCUUGCCAGGUUUUGAUGGGAAGGAGCGAGGAGACGCCCAGUACUACAACUCUGAGAGCCAAUAGGAGCAGAGCAGAACGGA
Messenger RNA from Notolabrus celidotus (New Zealand spotty), 996 nucleotides. RefSeq names its product insulin-like growth factor-binding protein 3. Lineage: Eukaryota; Metazoa; Chordata; Actinopteri; Labriformes; Labridae. The transcript has 4 exons. Bases 95 to 979 code for a protein of 294 amino acids. Gene Ontology annotation, molecular function: fibronectin binding; insulin-like growth factor I binding; insulin-like growth factor II binding. Gene Ontology annotation, biological process: regulation of insulin-like growth factor receptor signaling pathway. Gene Ontology annotation, cellular component: extracellular region. The record is from RefSeq and is a predicted model, not a curated record.